Messenger RNA from Sorex fumeus (smoky shrew), 6259 nucleotides. RefSeq names its product probable ATP-dependent RNA helicase DDX60. Gene Ontology annotation, biological process: defense response to virus. Gene Ontology annotation, cellular component: cytoplasm. The record is from RefSeq and is a predicted model, not a curated record. NCBI's taxonomy places the organism in Eukaryota, Metazoa, Chordata, Mammalia, Eulipotyphla, Soricidae. The coding region runs from base 144 to 5294 and encodes 1716 amino acids. Gene Ontology annotation, molecular function: ATP binding; single-stranded RNA binding; double-stranded RNA binding. The transcript has 38 exons.
CCUGGUCACUCGCUGAAACCUCCUUGCUCACUGGGCUGGAAUUCGGCCGCUCCCUCCCCGCGGGCUUCGCUAAGCAGUGGCUCCUGGAUCAGCAGGUACUAAAACAAAGGAUUUUGGCUAUACUCAAUAUACUCUAGAUCAAGAUGAAUAAACAGGCAACAAGAAGUAAAGAAUACAUGAUAGUUUUUAAGGAAAUAGAAAAUUUAAUUUUGAAUCAGAUGCCAAGAGCCGAAUAUACAAGUUUAUUCAAUGAUUUUAUUGAAUCUGAAUUUUUUCUGAUUGAUGGAGAUUCAUUACUUAUCACAUGUGUAUGUGAUAUAUCACUAAAGCCAGGGCAGACCCUCCACUUCUUCUAUCUGGUUGAACAUUAUCUUGCAGAUCUUAUUGGUAAAGGAGGGCAAUUUGCCAUAGUUUUCUUCAAGGAGGCUGAAUAUGCCUAUUUGAAGUUUCCUGAACUUCUUUCUUUGAGAACUGCUUUAAUUCUUCAUCUGGAAUGUAAUACUACCCUUGAUGUUCAAACUAACAUUUCUGGAUGCUUAUCACGAGAGUGGACAACUUACUUGGGUGAUCGUGACCCAUAUUUUGUCAUAGUUGCAGAUCAAGGCAUAAACAAUGAACAAACAAAUCUUUUCAACUUUUUAAUCAUUCAGUCUUGGAUAAUGAACAUCAAUGCUGUACUUUCAUCCGGACAAGAAUCAAAUGUUCUUAGACUUUAUGCAUAUUUUAUGCCAAGUAAUUUGUUUGCUCGCAAGUUUUAUUAUGAAAAUCGAAAGAAGAUUACAGGUGCUUAUAAAACCCUGAUCAAGAAAUUACAAUCUUUUAGAGAUUUAACAUCACAGUCUGUUUUUAAAAGUUUUAAAUGGGAAGAUAUGAUGAAUGAGGCAUAUGGAACUAUUUCUCUGCUGACGGAACUUUGGCCAGAAGGAUCUGACAUUCGGCGGGUCCUUUGUGUCACUGCAUGCUCUUUGUCUUUGAAAAUGUAUCAACACUUUUUAGAAUCCAGAAAGAAGACUCCUCCUGAUCACAAAACUGAGAAAAAGGUACAAAGCAAUUGUGCAACGCUGCAAGAGGUGGAAGAUUUAUGUAAACUGCAUUGUCUUAGUGUAGUUCUUCAGCUGCACUUACCUCUUUCUCAAAGAGCUUGUGGUAGAGUCAUCACUUCUUGUUGGAACAAGAGCAUUCUUACAUUCUUAAGAAUGAAAAGAUGGUGUGAAUAUUUUAUCCUUAGUAAUAUAAAUAAAUUUGACUUUUGGAAUCUGAAUUUAACUCAUCUCUCUGACUUAAGUGAUGAUCUCUUGUUGAAGAAUAUUGCUUUUUACUAUGAAAAUGAAAGUGUUGAAGACCUGCAUUCGAAUUUGGGACAUGUCAUUAUGAAGGAUUAUGAGAAUCUCUGGAAUACAGUAUCAAAGUUAGUAAUUCAGUUUGAUGUUGGAAAGCCGUCGCCUCUGAGAACCACACAUCUUCCUUUCCUACAGAAAGAACCAUUAGCAGUCAUGGGAAAAAUCUCUGAGGAGAAGAUGCCCAAUUUGGGUUUUAUUCCGGUGUCAUCUGAGUUGGUUGAUAACUUUGUUGGAGACUUAUUGAAAGAUUUCCCUUUCCUAAAGCGUGACGAUCCCAUUGUAACAUCACUGGUUAAACAAAAGGAAUUUGAUGAACUGCUGCAUUGGCAUUCUCUCAGACCUCUUAGUGAUGAUUAUGACAGGACAAAGAGUUCAAUUCCAGAGAAUCCUAACGAUCUGUACUAUCUUAGAAGUUACCAAAAAUAUAUUGUAUUUCAACGGUUUUAUGGAAGUUCAUUGGAAUCAGCUCCUUCAAAACUCAUUAUAACUGAAACUGCCAAGAAAAGGAAUUUUGGGUCACCCAAGAGCAAAAAGGCACAUACCAAGGCUGAAAUAAUUACUAGAGAGAAUGAGAAAAGGUUAUUUGCCAAGAAAGAACAAAAAGAAGAGCAAAAGUGGAAUGUUUUAUCAGUUUCUAUUGAAGAGGAGAUGAAGAAGAAUUUAAACUCUGGAAUACAGAACCUGGAAGAUUUUUUGAAAUCAUGUGAAAGUAAUUCAGUGAAAUUUCGAGCUGAAAUGGCAGGGUUGACCACAUGCUUCAGAGAAUGGAAAGAGCAUUGUAAAGGGGAAGGUAAAAUAAAAAAAGAUUUAAACAUAGCUGUUCAAAUGAUGAGAAGGAUUCACUCUUUGCUGGAAAAAUACCCAGAACUUUUGCACAAGGAAGAUCAAAAGCUCAUUGCCAGAUGUCUUAAAUAUUUAGGAUUUAAUGAAUUGUCAAGCUUUUUAUGUCCACCACAGGUUACAGGAGACAACAUAAAGGAAAAGAAAAAGAGUAAAUAUUCAGUUGGUAUUGGGCCAGUUCUGUUUCAACUACAACACAUGGGUCACUAUUUGAUUAGAAAUGAGAGAAAAGAUCCAGAUCCCAGAGUCCAGAAUUUUAUUCCUGACACAUGGCAGCGAGAGCUCCUGGAUAUUGUGGAUAAUAAUGAGUCAGCAGUAAUUGUUGCUCCAACGUCCUCAGGAAAAACCUAUGCCUCCUAUUACUGCAUGGAAAAAGUGUUGAAGGAGAGUGAUGAAGGGGUGGUUGUGUAUGUUGCACCAACAAAGGCCCUUGUUAAUCAAGUGGCAGCAACUGUUUUCCAUCGGUUUACCAAAAAUAUGCCAAGUGGUGAAGUUCUAUGUGGUGUCUUUACAAGGGAUUACCGUCAUGAUGCCCUAAAUUGUCAGGUACUUAUUACAGUGCCUGCCUGCCUUGAAAUUCUGCUGCUGUCUCCUCAUCGCCAAAAAUGGGCCAAAAGGAUCAGAUAUGUUAUAUUUGAUGAGGUCCAUUGUCUUGGUGGAGAAAUUGGAGCCGAAAUUUGGGAGCAUCUCCUUGUCAUGAUCCGUUGUCCCUUUUUGGCUCUUUCUGCUACCAUAAGUAACCCUGAACAUCUCACUGAGUGGCUACGCUCAGUAAAAUUGUACUGGAAAGAAGUAGACAGCAAGGUGGGAAAAGGGACCAUUUCUAAAAAAUGUACUGGCUCACGUGCCAGUUCUCACAAAGACGACGUGCGAGUGCGACAGUCAUAUAAUGUUAAACUUGUUAUUUAUGGAGAGAGAUAUAAUGAUUUAGAAAAGCAUAUUUGUUCAAUAAAAGAUGAUGACAUUCAUUUUGAUCAUUUUCAUCCUUGUGCCGCAAUAACAACAGAACAUAUUGAAAUGCAUGGAUUCCCUUCUGAUUUUACCCUUUCACCUAGAGAAGGCCUCCAGCUUUAUGACACUAUGUUUGAGUCCUGGAGAAGUUGGCCAAGGGCAAAGGAAUUGUGUCCAGAGAAUUUUAUUCAUUUUAAGAAUAAAAUAGUCAUUAAAAAGAUGGAUUUUAGAAAAUAUGAAGAGAGUUUAAAAGAAGAAUUAACAAGCUGGAUUAAAAAUGGCAAUACAAAGGAGGCCAAAUUGGUUCUGAGAAAACUUAGACCUCCUUCAGUUUUGAAUUCAACAAACUCAUUAGAAAAUUUUCCUCUUUUUAUUGAAAAGUUAAGGGAAAUGGAUAAGUUACCUGCAGUAGUUUUUAUGUUUAGAUUAGAUUUUGUAGAAGAUAGUGCAAAUGAGUUGCGUGAAUAUUUGGAGAAAAAACAGGAGGAAAAAUGCUCUCCCAAAGCUGAUAAGGAAGUAUAUGAUGUGACUAACAAACUUCAAAAAGUGAAAAAAUCAAUUGAGAAACAAAAGGCAAUAGAGGAAAGAAGUAAGAAAAAGCCCAGAGAAAUGAAUCAAAGCUUCAUACGUGAAGCUCAACAUAAUAAUCUACUCAAGAUUCUAGAGAAGAACCUGGCGAUUCCUCAAGAUUGCACAUACGCUGAUCAAAAAGCAUCUGUGGAUACUGAGUCUUUGGAGAUGGUGGUAAGACGAGUAAGAUUCUCAAGAAAAGGUGAAGAAUUAAAAGCUUUAGCAAAACGGGGUAUUGGCUAUCACCACAGAGCUAUGGAUGCCAAAGAAAAACAGCUUGUUGAGAUUCUGUUUAGAAAAGGGUAUAUCAAGGUAGUGACAGCUACAGGGACACUUGCUUUAGGAAUCAACAUGCCUUGUAAAUCUGUGGUUUUUGCCCACAAUUCAAUAUAUCUGGAUGCUUUAAACUAUAGACAGAUGUCUGGACGUGCUGGAAGACGGGGCCAAGACCUGCAUGGAGAUGUUUUUUUCUUAAAUAUUCCAUUUUCCAAAAUAGAAAAACUCAUAAAAUCUAAAGUCCCUGAACUGAAAGGGCAGUUUCCCUUCAACAUAAGUCUGGUCCUGCGACUCAUGCUCCUGACUUCCCGGGGUGAUGAUCCAGAGGAUGCCAAGGCCAAGGUGCUAUCAGUGCUAAAGCAUCCAUUGAUAACAUUCAAGAAACCCAAAUUUCAGAACAUGUUAAAGCUUUACUUCUUGUUUUCCUUGCAGUUCUUAGUGAAAGAGGGGUAUUUAGAUCAAGAAGGCAAUCCAAUGGGAUUUGCUGGAUUGGUUUCACACUUGCAUUAUCAUGAGCCUUCAAAUCUUGUUUUUGUCCAUUUUUUGGUAAGAGGACUUUUUCAUAAUCUCUGUCAGCCAACCAUAAAAGGCACAAAAUCUUUUUCUCAAGAUAUCAUGGAAAAGCUGGUCUUAGUAUUGUGCCAUCUGUUUGGAAGACACUAUCUCCCAGCAAAGUUUCGAGAGGGUGAUCACAAGUUUUUUCAAUCAAAGGUUUUCCUGGAAGAUCUCCCUGAGGAUUUUAAUGCUGCUUUAGAAGAGUAUAACAAUAAUGUUACAAAGGAUUUUGCCUCCUUUCUACUAAUUGUUUCCACAUUAGCUGAUAUGAAGCAGGAAUAUCAACUUCCAUUGUCAAAAAUAGAUUUCUCAGGGAAAGAAUGUGAUGAUUCCCAGCUGGUGUCACACUUGAUGAACUGCAAAGAAGGAAAAGUGGCCAUUUCUCCAUUUGUUUGUCUCUCUGGGAACACUGAUAGUGUUCUGCUUCAACCAGCAACUUCAGACAAUGUCAUUCUGCGCACAGUUAAUAUCAGUUACUCUCAAGCUCCUAUACUGAAAAAACACAAAUUUGAUAACCAAGGAAGACUAAUGCCCCUUAAUUCUUAUGCACUUGAUUUUUAUAAGCAUGGAUCCUUGAAAGGAUUAGCCCAGGACAACGGGCUGAAUGAAGGAGAUGCUUAUUUGCUGUUGAAAGAUUUUAUGCUCACCAUUGAAAGUAUCAGUGUUUCCUUGCGUGAGCUGUGUGAAGAUGAGGAAGACAGUGUGGUGUUGGCAUUUGAACAACUGAGUGAAACUUAUGCAGAAAAAUUUAAUAAAGUCUGAAGAAAAAGUUUAUUUAAGCCAUUUAAAACAUGCCUGGAGGCCUUUUCAGUUCAUAUUUGGUGAAUCAUUUGUUUUUAAAUGCAAGUAUGAUGCAGAGGAAAGAGCAAGUGUUUUGCAAUCCAAGUUGUGAUCAAGUCAUUCAUUUUUCUCUUAUGGGUACUCAAAUAAAUUAUUUCAUGUCUCUGAGUCUGGUUUUACUAUAAAUUUGAGUAAUGAUAUUGAUACUUUAGCUAGUUUCUAUGUUGAGAAAAUGCAACUAUGUCGUGUCUAAAGAGUGUUUCCUACUUUACAAAAUCUAAGAAAAUAUUUCAUUUAUGAACAUUAUCCUCUAGGUGUUUGAAAAUAUUAAGUAUGUAAUUAUCUACAUUUGAUUACAUCACUUAGAUAUAUCAUCUUUAUUAUUGUAUAUUUUAUUAAAUGAAACCUAUGGGGCUGGAGUGAUAAUACAGUGGGUUGGGUGUUUGCCUUAAGCACAGCUGACCUGGGUUCAAUUCCCAGCAUCUCAUAUAGUCUCCCGAGUAUCAGCAGAAGUAAUUCCUGAGUGUCAAGCCAGGAGUAUGCCCUGUGCAUCGCCAGGUGUGACAUGUGGGAAGCUGGCCCUUUAACUGACCAAGAGCCUACGUGCCUGUGCGGCUGACCUGACCUAUGUGACCCUCAGCAGGUGAAGCCUGUGGUAUGGCUAUCUUGACCUACGUGACCCUCAGCAGGUCAAGCCUGUGCUAGGUAGGGCUAUCCUGACCUACGUGAUCCUCAGCAGGUAAAGUCUGUGCUUUGUAUGGUUAUCCUGAGAAAACAAUUGUCAUGGCUGUAACUGACAAUGAUUAACUUAUUAUAAGCCUUGUAAUGCAUGGUAUGUUAAACUUAUAGACUCUGUAACUUUCCUAACCACAUUUUGAGCACGACCCUUUGUGUAGCUGCCUCACUAUAUAUACCCCCAUCACCCUCAAUAAAGCCUGUCCCUUUUC